CCCUCCCUCCUCUUUUGCGUGAGAGCGCCAACCCACCACCGCCAAAAGCAUCCCACUAAACAAACCCAACCCAAAGGCAGAAAGAGAGCUCCGACCAACCAACACCAAUUAAAAGAUUGAAGGAAAGGGCAACCAAACCCUCCUCCGAUUCCCCUUCUCCUUCCCCUUCUUUAAUCCGAUCCAUGGUUGUGGCACCGGGAAGGCGCCCAUGUGGGGCUCCUCCAUCUCCCCUUUUCCCCUGUCGAUGUCUCUCCCCUAACACAGGCACCCUGGCACAAGCGGGAGGAGGAGAGGAGCGGAGAGCGUUGGCUCGAGGAACCGGUGAUGGCCAAGGAGACGGAGUACUACGACGUUCUUGGCCUCACCCCGUCGGCUUCCGAGGAGGAGAUUCGCAGAGCUUAUUAUCUCAAGGCAAGGCAGGUUCAUCCUGACAAGAACCCGGAUGAUCCUCAAGCUGCGGAGAAGUUUCAGGCACUUGGGGAAGCUUAUCAGGUCCUGAGUGAUCCGGUGCAGAGAAGAGCUUAUGAUGGUUUUGGCAAAGACGGCGUGUCGAGAGAAAAUAUGGUAGACGGCACUGCCAUCUUUACCCUUCUUUUUGGAAGUGAACUCUUUGAGGACUACAUAGGACACCUCGCUGUGGCAUCAAUGGCUUCAACUGAAUUAACAAGUGAAAAUGACAGUCCCGAGAAACUUCAAGAUAGGAUGAAGGCUGUGCAGAGAGAAAGGGAAGAAAAGCUUGCUAGGUUCUUGAAAGAUUUCCUUAAUCAAUAUGCUUCUGGUGACAAAGAAGGAUUCUUUCAUCAUGCAGAAGCUGAAGCAAAGAGGCUCGCCAACACAGCUUUUGGAGUUGAGAUUCUACAAACCAUUGGUUAUGUAUAUGCAAGGCAGGCUGCGAAAGAGCUAGGCAAAAAGGUAAUGUAUCUAGGUGUUCCUUUUGUUGCGGAAUGGGUGCGGAACAAGGGACAUUUCUGGAGAUCACAAAUCUCAGCAGCUAAAGGCGCUUUCCAGUUACUGCAGAUUCAAGAAGAUAUUUGCCGGCAACUCAACAAAGAUGGCACCAUUACAGAAAAGGAUGUUGAGUUACAUAUGCGAAUGAAUAAAGACUUAAUGGUCGAAUCGUUGUGGAAACUGAAUGUUGUAGAUAUUGAAGUGACACUUCUACAUGUAUGCCAAAUGGUUUUGCAAGAAAACAGUGUCAAGAAGGAGGAACUUAAGGCACGGGCAGUUGCUUUAAAAAUCCUUGGAAAAAUUUUCCAGGGUAGUUCCCUGAAGAAGGAAAAGUAUGCAUUACCUGCUCCUGCUUCAAAAGAAAAAAUAGUCCAAGAUGAUGACACUAGUUCCGAUUCUAGUUCAGUUGAGGAUUCACCACGGAGGCUUCCUUAUCGAACUCCAUUUCUUACACAGGGCAUUGGAAGACUCUUCAGAUGCCUAUGCAACCCAGCAUAUGACGUGGAUGAUGAUCCUGAACCCCCAAGCAAGUGAUGCUGAAACCCUCAAGUUAUGCUUGACUGUGGAAGAAUUAUGUUUUACUCCACUUCAACGUUGUGUAUAUCGGUGCAGGUCUUCCAUAAAACAUCUCCUUUCCAUUUUGUCAAUUUCAGCCAACUUUAGGACCCAUUCAAUCUAAACACUUAAAUUUAGAUCUCCUAGAAUGUUGGGAUUUAUGGAUUUUUUCUUUCUUUCUUUUAAAUACCCUUGAACAUAUCUCUGAAAAUACCAGCUCACUUUUUUUUUUGCUUGAUUGUCAUAUAGCCAAUGCAAGUAGAAAUGUACUGAAACAAAAGGGUUUUUGUGUAUGUCUAUCUCUUCAGUCAUUUAUUGGACA
Musa acuminata AAA Group (dessert banana) is the source of this 1825-nucleotide messenger RNA. Its product is annotated as chaperone protein dnaJ 10-like. The transcript is spliced from 10 exons. The record is from RefSeq and is a predicted model, not a curated record. NCBI's taxonomy places the organism in Eukaryota, Viridiplantae, Streptophyta, Magnoliopsida, Zingiberales, Musaceae. Bases 325 to 1482 code for a protein of 385 amino acids.